AUGAGCAAUUUAAAGUAUCUCUCGGGUUUCGGUUCAGAGUUCUCCUCGGAGGACCCAAGGAGGCCAGGCUCCCUGCCCGAGGGGCAAAACAAUCCGCAACGUUGCCCGUACGGCUUGUACGCCGAACAGCUGUCCGGGACGGCCUUUACAGCGCCGAGACACGACAACAAGCGCUCCUGGCUGUACAGGAUUCGACCGUCCGUUAUCCACAAGCCAUUCAAACGGUUUAACGCUGCUAAAUAUCUCACCCACAAUUGGGAUGAGCAGGAGCCGGACCCGAAUCAGUCUCGAUGGCUGCCCUUCGACCUGCCAGCAUUGUCCGAGCGCGUAGACUUCGUAUCAGGGCUGCACACGGUAUGCGGCGCCGGAGACGCGCGUGCCCGUCAUGGGAUUGCCAUUCAUAUGUAUCUCUGCAACGCUUCCAUGGACAGGAGCGCCUUUUACAACAGCGACGGUGAUAUGCUGAUAGUGCCUCAACAAGGAAAUUUGAAAAUAACGACGGAGUUUGGCAAAAUGGAAGUAGCUCCCAACGAGAUAGCUGUCAUCCAACAGGGAAUGAGAUUCGCAGUAUACGUGGACGGACCAUCCAGAGGUUACAUCUUGGAAGUGUUCGACGGGCAUUUCAAGCUGCCCGACCUGGGACCGAUCGGUGCCAACGGGCUGGCCAACCCGCGUGACUUCCUCACGCCAGUCGCACACUACGAGGACUUAGAAGUUCCCGAUUUCAAGAUAAUCAGCAAGUACCAAGGCGCACUCUUCGAAGCUACGCAGGGACACUCCCCUUUCGACGUGGUAGCUUGGCACGGCAACUACGUCCCCUACAAGUACGACCUGAGCAAGUUCAUGGUCAUCAAUGCUGUCUCUUACGACCACUGCGACCCGUCUAUCUUCACGGUGCUGACAUGCCAGUCCACAAAGCCCGGCGUGGCGAUUGCCGACUUCGUAAUAUUCCCGCCGCGCUGGUCCGUGCAAGAGAAUACAUUCAGACCACCAUAUUACCACAGAAAUUGCAUGAGUGAGUUCAUGGGUCUGAUACUGGGUUCGUACGAGGCCAAGGAGGGUGGUUUCCUGCCGGGGGGCGCUUCGCUUCACUCCAUGAUGACGCCGCACGGGCCCGACGUCCAGUGCUUCCAGGGCGCUUCCAACGCCACCCUGAAGCCUGAGAAGAUCGCUGUUGGCACACAGGCAUUCAUGUUCGAGUCGUCCCUGAGCAUGGCCAUAACGAAAUGGGGCGCCGAAACCUGCCAGAAACUGGACGCCAAAUACUAUGAGUGCUGGCAGAACCUACCCAAGCUGUUCUCCGACAAGAUAAAUUUAUAA
This is a messenger RNA of Chilo suppressalis (striped riceborer), 1320 nucleotides long. Lineage: Eukaryota; Metazoa; Arthropoda; Insecta; Lepidoptera; Crambidae. The record is from the annotation of a GenBank genome assembly.